GGCCGGCGCCUUCAGUCUCCUCCUCCGCCGCCUCCCGGUUCCGCAGUCACUUCCUGCAGCUGUUUCCCUGUAGGUCCGGUAGCACUGACUUUUGACAGUCAGCCUUCAGCUGCGGAGGGGGCUUGCCUGGGCCAGCUGAGAAAGUUGCGCGGAGGGAGGCAGAGUUGAACCCGGCGGAGUCGAACCAGGCAGAUUCGGGCGCGCAGGACGGACGGCGGCGGGUGGCCGGGGAAGACGCGGCGCCUAGACUCCGUCGAGUCCCGGGGGUUCCGAUUUGAAGACCCAACUUCUCACCACCCAUUGGAUUAUGCCCAAGGCUUUCAUACCCAAUGAUUCUCUUGCAACACGCCGGGCUUCCUCCACCUAAGCGGCCCUCAUCCUCUCUUCCUAUGUCAGUGGCUGCUAGGUCUACAGGAACCUUUCAGCUUCCACCACCGAAGGCUUUUGGGCAGGAAGCUUCCUUGUCUCUGGCAGGGGAAGAGGAGUUACCAAAGGGAGGGGAGCAAGACUCUGCCCUGGAGGAGCUAUGUAAGCCCUUGUACUGCAAGCUCUGCAAUGUCACCUUGAACUCAGCACAGCAAGCCCAAGCUCAUUAUCAGGGUAAAAAUCAUGGUAAGAAACUCAGAAAUUACUAUGCAGCAAACAGCUGUCCUCCUCCUGCCAGAAUGAGCAAUGCAGUGGAACCCGUGGCUACCACAGCUGUUCCUGUCCCUCCACAGAUGGGCUCCUUUAAGCCAGGAGGCAGAGUGAUUCUGGCCACAGAGAAUGAUUACUGUAAGCUCUGUGAUGCCUCCUUCAGUUCUCCGGCUGUGGCUCAGGCUCACUAUCAAGGGAAGAAUCAUGCCAAGAGGCUGCGGCUGGCAGAAGCUCAGAGUAACUCAUUCUCAGAGUCCUCAGAGGUUGGUCAACGGAGGACCCGGAAAGAAGGGAAUGAAUAUAAGAUGAUGCCUAAUAGGAGAAACAUGUAUGCAGUACAGAAUAAUUCAGCAGGUCCUUACUUCAAUCCCCGCUCUCGGCAGAGAAUUCCACGCGAUCUGGCCAUGUGUGUUACUCCAAGUGGCCAGUUUUACUGCUCCAUGUGUAAUGUUGGGGCCGGUGAAGAAGUGGAAUUCCGGCAGCAUCUAGAAAGCAAGCAACAUAAAAGCAAGGUGUCUGAACAGCGGUACAGGAAUGAGAUGGAGAAUCUGGGAUAUGUAUAGUGAUUGUCAUAUUCAGAUAGAACAGCUUGUCCUGCCUGUUGUUUGCCUUCUGUCAAUAUGCCCUGCUUUGUGGUUCUUUUGGUAUGAGUACAUUCCUCUGCUUAAUGUCAAUACACGUAACCUGUAGCUGUACCACGAGGUGUCAAAACUGGGGAAGGAAGAGAACGUGCUUAAGUCAUGAUGCUUUUUCCGAUCAGUUGUGUUGAGCUACUUAAAGCCUGUGACCUACCUACCCCAUGAGAAAUAACUUUUUAUCUUGACCAAGUUCGAACCAACUAGUAGCCUGCCAGUUAGAGCUUUAACUAUUUAAAAAUUUCAUCUUCUUUUGCAAUUUUAGUGUUAUGUCCUGUUAAAUAAGUAAUUUUAUUGAGUUUUUGCUUCAGAUCAUAGUAAAAACAGGUCAGCA
Phacochoerus africanus (Common warthog) is the source of this 1605-nucleotide messenger RNA. RefSeq names its product zinc finger matrin-type 3 (gene ZMAT3). The transcript is spliced from 6 exons. Bases 330 to 1199 code for a protein of 289 amino acids. Lineage: Eukaryota; Metazoa; Chordata; Mammalia; Artiodactyla; Suidae. Gene Ontology annotation, molecular function: nucleic acid binding; zinc ion binding. The record is from RefSeq and is a predicted model, not a curated record.